This is a messenger RNA of Phyllopteryx taeniolatus (common seadragon), 3995 nucleotides long. It is a transcript of the gene hps3, whose product is annotated as HPS3 biogenesis of lysosomal organelles complex 2 subunit 1. Gene Ontology annotation, cellular component: cytoplasm. Gene Ontology annotation, biological process: organelle organization. The coding region runs from base 235 to 3456 and encodes 1073 amino acids. The transcript is spliced from 26 exons. Lineage: Eukaryota; Metazoa; Chordata; Actinopteri; Syngnathiformes; Syngnathidae. The record is from RefSeq and is a predicted model, not a curated record.
GGCGUGUCCGCCGUUGUUGUGGUUGACGUCGACUUCCUGCUUUGCGGCGUGAAAGGUCUCAAGUCUCAACUGCAGCUUUAGAACACGAAGAGACGAUAAGCAGAGCGUUAAACAACUCUACAGGGGGCUCCGUACCGUGCAGAUGAGAGCGAAAGUAGAAUACAGUCAACGGUCUGUAAACCUUGUCACUCCAACUCGAUUCAUUGAAUCAGCUCUCACAACGGUGGAUAAAACAUGGUGCACGUAUACAAUUGCCACCCUUACGCCUCACAGCAGAUAGUACAGGUGGAGCAGGAGCCUGUGUUGGUCUGCUGUGGAGGCGGCGCCUUGUUUGUGGUCACCACUGGAGGAUGCAAGGUGGAAGCCUACAAUCUGGAGCAGGAAGGCUGCCCUCUUAUCUGUCGCUUCGCUACCAUGGGCACUGUGAGGAGCAUCGUGCACAGUGACAUCGGAGACUACCUGGUCAUCGUUGAGGAAAAGAACAGUGCCACCUACCUGAGAGCCUAUACCAACUGGCGUUACCAGGCUGAGGAAAAGGCUCGUGUUGGUGUACGCUUGUUGGGCCACCUGCUUCGAGGGGCGUCUCAACGGGGCGGAGUACAGAUGGAGAUCAUUGAGAUUCCUUUAUCGGACCAUCCUGUUGCUGUUGCGUGUUGUUCAGUUACAGGUGACCUCCUGGUCGGGUGUGACAAGACUCUGGUUCUGUUUACUUUGAGAAGACAGAACCAUCAAAACGUGCAGAACAUACAACACCCUUCAAAAACCCAGCAGAGCUCCAGUCAGAGUCCAGAGCACACUUCAAACCAAAACUGUUCCUUUAUGGACUUUGAACGCUCUGUCAUCCUGCAUCUUCAGGGAACUAACCCUAAACAGGUGGCACUCUGUGCAGGAUAUGUAGCUGUGCAAGCUGACCUGGAGGUGCUGGUCCUGAAACUGGAUGCUAAGUAUGAGCCAAAAGACCUGGAACUGGAGGAGUCAUCCGAGGCACCAAAAGAUGAUCAAGCUGAGGACCAGGCUGGCUUCCUGCUCCUUCCAAGACACCAGGAGUUGCUCGGUGAACGAGCUAAAGAUUGCGAUAUCUCUGUCAGCAUCGAGAAAACAGGCCUGGAGGAUAGAGGACAAAACACUGUCUCCUAUGUCCUGUUCAGGCGUUUUACUCCAGAUUACUUUCAGGGCUGCAGUGUGGAAGAGACACACCUUCACUCCCUGAAACUCCAACCAUUAUUUACAAGCUGCCAGUCUCGGGUUGAAGAACCAACUUGUGUGUUCUGCUUCUUCUCCCUUCCCACCACUGGCUACCUGUACAGUCUGAAAGGUGGAGUUGAGCUUCUCUCAACAUAUCAAUAUCCAGAGAAGGUCUUGGAAGCAGUGCUGACAGACUACCUGCUACAUGUCAUUACCAAGAGUGCGCUGCAGUGCUUCACAGUGCGUUGUGCAGCAGUUGCAGCCAGAUUUGAGGACCCCUACAUCGAUACUACAAUGAGGGCUUGUCCACCCUGCGGGCUUGAAGUGUGUGCCCUCAGGAUGCAGCUGUUUAUUGGCCUUCGCUCAAUGUGUGUGUACGGCCGUCACAUCAUCCUAUUCUCUACCGCUGACACUGAGACACCGGAGGAGACUGAACGCAGUGUACAGCGCAGAGGCCUCAUGUUGAAAGAACACACCAUGCUGACUGGUAUUUUCCUGGCGGUGGGAAUCGAUCCCACAACCACGGCAGCUCUGGAGAGCCUGCUAUCACGCCCCUUCCUGCUUGUUACCGAGACCAGACACCAGGGGAGCAGGAAGUGGACAACGUCUGUUCCCAAGGAGACCAGCGCUGUAGGACAUGGAUGGAACCUCUAUGUGGUUGAUACAGUCCCUCCACUCACUCUUUACCAAGAGAUGGUUGAAUAUAGCGAGCAUUAUGCACAGCACAACCAGCAUGCCCAGAGUCUUUGGCACCUUCUCAGUGAAGCUCACCUACUCCUCCGUGCGGCCUUGAUCCAGUCUUCACAACUGCAGGGCCGCAGCAAUAGUGGUCCCGCAGACAGCCAUCUUGAGAGACAGUUCGCUGUUCAGACUCACAGACCAGAGAUGGACGAGGCAUUCAGGGAGAACUGUGCACAGCUGGGAGACUGUUUCAGCAGGGGAAGCCAGAGACACUGUCAUCAGGCAUUGCCAUAUUACAGAAUGUCCGGCCUGUCAGUCAUUGAUGUCAUGGCCAGGAACCGCCCCCUUCCAAGCAGCCCACACUCCUACGGCCCAGGCUUUUUGUUUUACCUGAAGCAUUACCUUUUGGAAGAGACUGACCAGCAUCUCAGUCAGGAAGCAGCGGAUGAGGUGAUGGACAUUUUUAGCCAAUCAGAACCCUCCCAGCUCAUCAGUGUGUGCGCCAGCCCCACCAUGACAAACGUCAACCCUGCACGGACACUUCGAAUCUUGCAAAAUCUAGAGGACAGCGCGGGCGUGUCUGUUGCGCUGACAAUCACCAUGGCAACCAUGCUGCUGCGCUUGGACGAUCUGCCACAGUACUCACAGCUAAUGGAGAGACAUGCCGAGAUGCUGUUGGUGUACGGCUUCAUUGAGGAGCCAAGGCUGUUGCUGCAUGGAGGAGGUGGAGGCCAGCACAUAAACACCUGUCCCACAGCGUUAACCCAACAGAUGACAAAGUCCCAGCCUGGCUUGCUGGUGGCUGCCAUGGUGGCUCUGCAUGAGAACAACAAAGUUCAUCUUGAACAAGUGGAACAUAUGUUUCAGGUGCUGGGCUGUGAAUACAGCUUACAGGUGGAUUUCUGGGAGGCCAUGCUUAUGGCCUCAUCACACGAAGCUGUCAUUCAAGAGCUUCUGUUCAGAUUGUCUUCUGUCUACAUCAACCGACUUAUACACACAAGCACAGACAAACGUCUGCACGAACCUCCAGCACACAGGUCACUAAAGAGUGCCGAUGAUCUGAUCAAUUCCUGCUCCCAUUAUGGGCCUUUGUAUCCAUGGCUGACUGUUCUUAGUCCACCUCACAGUACCAGCUUCCAACACCAGGAGGCGUUGCACAAGAUGCAGUCGCUCCUAUGUGGACCAUCCUUGUCUGUGGGCGCAGUGACGCCGUUGUUCGAAAGUUUGUCAGACAAACCAUUAUGGGGCUUCAGCUUGCACCUUCUCUGUGCCACCAGAAGAGGGCAAUAUGACUGCGGCAUUGAAGAGCUUCUGGACCGAUGCCCCCAAGCAAUUAUAGCCUACGCCAAUCACCACUUGCAAGAUCAAUACAUGGAUUUAUGGUGGCAGAACCUGCUCCCAGAACUCUGCAAUCGGACAAGAAUUGCAACAGACAACAGCAUUCUGUUGGCUGCUCUCAAAGAGACGCUGGUUGUGGUUGCCAUGGAGACAAGUCCUACACAGUUCCUGGAGCUGAUACCUGAUGACGGCACAGCUUCGUACUUCUUACCUCACUUGUUGACCUGCAGCCAGAGACACUUAUUGGCCUAACACACACACGUUACAAUGAUAUACAAUAAACAGGGUAAUAUACAGGAAAAGCUAUUGCUUAUUAGGGGUUGAAUGACUAAAUAUUUUCUGUAAGAGACUAUAAUGUGAUGAAAGUCAUGUUGAAAUUGGUUAAUAGAUGACGUCAAUGAUAUAUUUUUAGCACAGUAAGGCCUUCCCCAACCUUUUUUGCACCACGACUGAUUUCAUGUAAAGACAUAUUUCGGCUCAGAAACAACAAAUGAUUAAAAAUACAAAUCACCAUUACGCUAAAUAUACAAUGAAGGAAAUAAUUAUUUGAUCCCUCACUGAUUUUGUAAGUUUACCCACUGACACAGUUGUUGUCCACAGAUGAUUGGACAUUAUCGAAGAUGGAGCGUCACUUUGCACCGCUGCCUUUUGUUUGUUGCCGCCAUUCCUUUGGUCCCGAUGGUAUGAAUACAGUAAUCCCUUGCUGUAUCCUGGUUCAGUGCAUCACAAAUUUGUAUUUAUUUUUAUUUAGUUAUUUUAAAAGGUCACUGUAGUGCAUCUACUCACCUGCA